AUGGGCGCGUCAAGCGCGUUGGGUGCGGUGGUUGUUGGUGAUGGCUUUAUAGGAGGAGAGAUUUGGAAAAUUCAAGAUCCUAAACACGCCGAGUCAUGGCACCCGUCAAUGGAGUACACCAGCUGUGAGAUCAGUGAUCUCGUGCCUGGACCGCAAGCUGUCACAUUCAUGGGUCGAGUGGCCAACAUGUUUGAUGUACAGCAGACGCCCAAGUCACCUCGUGCAGCGAAAGGAUGCUGCAAACUUUGUGUCAAAGAUCGCGACAAUACCAUCACGGUUCGAGUGUGGUAUGCUACAUGCAAGCCAAAUUUGCGUUUGGGCCCACUCGUUUCCAUCUGGACCUGUCAUAUAAGCCACAGUGAAAGUGGAACACUCUCGAGUCCUCAAACACCUCUCUUCACUUCUCUAUUCCCUGAGCGUGAUCGUAAUUGCAGCAUCAUGAUUCAUGAAAAUAGCGACAAUGCACAGAUGUACACCUCUCCACUCGGAUAUCAAGUCGGCGAGCAAUUGGAUGGCCUCAUGACACUGCGUAGCUUCAUCGAGGGCGGCCACGAGUUGGCGAAGCCGAAAAUUUUGGUUAUGGUGAAAAGCAUUGGAGACAAGAAGACAAUUACACGCAAGGACAACACUACGUGUGAGACAGCAUCUUUGAAAGUGUACGAUGACACAGGCGAGGCCACAGUUGGUCUAUGGGGGUCUGCUGCCUCAUCCCCUUUCCCGGCUCGAUGGACGCCUGACGCGACCACGCUGUUGCUUACGGCACCCGGCUCAAAGAGUCGCAGAGGUACUUACCUGAGCCUAAAUAGCACCACAAUCGUCGAUGUUGACCCCUCGAUACCAGACGCCGAGUGGCUGCGGAAAUGGUCGACGCGGCAAAAAAGCCGAGAUGCGAUCAAUCCAGCAUUUCCAGAAGACUCCUUCAACCUGAAAGCUAUCUUGCAUGGUCGUAUCCGAUGUUUCUACACCCUUGCUGAUCUUGACGAAUGCGCCCGAGCCGCGCCUCUCGACAAUUUUCAUGGUUUUCUCAGCUUGAUCAUCAUGGAAAUGAAGCUGGUACAUUGUUGGAAAGCCCAAAUGCUACUGUCCGGCGAAUGCUGCUCUGAGCCAAUAUAUGCCAACCAGCAGACAGUCCAGUGCAAGAAGUGCCAGCGUACCCUGCAACUUCGCCUGAACCCAAAGAUUGUCGGCUAUGCCAUCGAUGAGACGGGCGUAAUCUCCUCGGGCAAAUUGCUACUUUCUGAUCAAGCUUGGCACGAGCUGCUCGGCAGGGACGUGGAAAGCCUUUUGCGACUGGACUCUGACCAGAUGGAGCUACUUUCGGACCGUAUCACUUUCUGUCGUCUGACGUUCAUAUUUGGAUGGAACGGCUGUAUCAACGAAGUCGGAGGUCGGAUCUGCGUGCUCGGGGUUCGCAGUUGUUAA
This is a messenger RNA of Dissoconium aciculare CBS 342.82, 1422 nucleotides long. RefSeq lists its product as uncharacterized. The transcript has 6 exons. The record is from RefSeq and is a predicted model, not a curated record. Gene Ontology annotation, molecular function: single-stranded DNA binding; single-stranded DNA 3'-5' DNA exonuclease activity. Gene Ontology annotation, biological process: resolution of meiotic recombination intermediates. Lineage: Eukaryota; Fungi; Ascomycota; Dothideomycetes; Mycosphaerellales; Dissoconiaceae. The coding region runs from base 1 to 1422 and encodes 473 amino acids.